This is a messenger RNA of Leptopilina boulardi, 3570 nucleotides long. RefSeq lists its product as uncharacterized. Gene Ontology annotation, biological process: negative regulation of apoptotic process; regulation of actin filament polymerization. The record is from RefSeq and is a predicted model, not a curated record. The transcript has 6 exons. The coding region runs from base 274 to 1149 and encodes 291 amino acids. NCBI's taxonomy places the organism in Eukaryota, Metazoa, Arthropoda, Insecta, Hymenoptera, Figitidae. Gene Ontology annotation, cellular component: clathrin-coated vesicle; actin cytoskeleton; sarcoplasmic reticulum.
UUACCUUUCUCAACCCUGGCAAAACAUUAAUGUUGCAAUGUUAUUAAAAAGCAUGCGUAAAAAAACAUCACACGUAUAAUUAAUGUUUAUUAAUGUCAUUUAAACAUUAAUACAAAAUUCUUGUUUUAAAAUACAUCUAUAUGUGUUAGUGACAGUGUUUUUUGUGUAAGUCGAGGUCAAAGAGUUCGUUUUUAAACGUAAAAUAUAUGAUGCAAAUUUUCCUGCAACUGACGUUUGCAAUUGAGAAAAUAGAAUCGUGAGAAAAAAAAAGAAAUGGUAUUCAUGGAUAUUUUUCGAAAUUUUCUUGGUCUGAAAAAAUACGACAAUCCAAAUGUCAGACCUGAGGAGCCAAAUGAAAAUAAAUUCCGAAAACCAAUUUGGAUUAAUAAUGAUGAUGAUGAUGACGAUGAAUACAGUAGUGACUUUAGCAGAGAUCAGAAUAAAGAGAAUGUACAUGUCGAAAUAUUUGUAGAUCCAUUUGAUAUGAGUCAUUUUGAAUCACAAAUAAAUAAUAUAAUGAAAAGUUUCUUUGGUGGAUUUCCAGGACAAGCUGGAGGAAUUUUUGGUCAAUUUGAAGAUAAUUCCUCGUCGGUGUUUGCAUUACCGGAACCACCAAGGCACUCGAAUCGAACUGGAAAUAAUUUACGUGAUCAAAUUCUACAGCGAGAAUUUGAAUCCACUGAUAAUUUUCAAAAUCAAGCGAAAGCAGAUCAGGAUUUAGAUGGAAAAAUUAAUAAAGAAUCUCUCCUGAAAUUUUGGCAAGAUCCAACGAGUCAACAAAUUGAAUCAAUAAAUGAACCGCAAAAAAAAUCAUGCGUCGGAUGUUUCUCCGGAUCAUUGUCAUCGACACGAAUAAUAAAGAGAAGUGACGGUACAAUUGAGAAACAUCAAACAUUUAAAGAUAAUGAUGGCAAUGAGCAAACAAUUGUUCGCCGACAAAUUGGUGAUAAAGUUCAUGAGCUCAUAACAAAUCGUAAUAAAGCUGGAAAUGAAACCACAACCGAGAAUUUUAUUAAUAUUAAUGAAAAUGAAAUAAAAACAUUCAAUGAUUGCUGGAAAUCGGAUAUUGAUCAAAAUCCACAAAUGGACUUUGGUCCAAGAAAUUUAUUCCCAUGGCAUGAAUUUUUUGGUCCCGGUGCAAAAUUAUAGAUAAAUCGUAAUUUUCUUUUUGAGAUUUAAAAAAUUUCUUUUAAACAAAAACUUUUUAUUUUAAAAAAUAAUUUUCUUAAUUUUGCAAAACUAACAUUAAUUACAAAUUUUUUAAUUGAAAACAUUUUAAAUUUUUCUUUGUAUAUUUAAUGUCUAAAAAUGGAAAAUUUAUAACUAAUUAAAAUUAAUCCUCUUUUUUUAUUUAAAAAAAAAGGAAAUUAAAAAUCAAAUUUUGAAACAAAAAAUCGAAAAUAUAUUUUAAGAAAAAACAUUUUUAAAGAAUUAAUUUUUUGUUCUUCCAAAGUUUUUUUUUAUGUAAAUUUUUCAUUCUAAUAGAAAUUAGUUAAAUUGUAAUUAUAUAAAAUUAAAUAAAAUAAUUAAAUAUGAAACAUUGAGAAUUUAACGGUAAAUUGUUUAUUUACUGCUUUGUAUAUAUAGUCUGUACAUAUUACAUAUAUACAAUCUAAUAAAACAUUAUUGUACGGGUAAUCAAAUGUUUGUUCUCGCCUCUUAGAGAAAGAACCAUUUUUUUUUCCUGAGCGAUUACGACGCUGCGCAACUUACCACGAACAAAAAUUAAUAAUUAUCUAUCUUUUUAUUUUUUAUUCAAGGUAAUGCACUCACAAAAAAAAUUUCCCCUCCCGAGUGUUUUGCCAAAAAAAAAAUUUAAACAUACAUUUUUCCCCCCCGAAACAAAAAUAAUAGUUUCAGUGCAUUUUUUUUAGGUGCAUUAUUUUUUUCUGUUUAAGUUUCUCACAAAACUAUAAAUAUUUAUAUUUAUAUAAUAUUAAAAAUUUAAAUUAUACAUGCAGCACACAAAAAAAAUUUACAAUACUGCUUAAUUCAUAUUUUACUUAAAUUCCAUUUUAUUUUCUCGAUUUUAUUAAUUUUUGUUAAAAAAAAUUCCAGGUAAAUUCAUAAAAUUUCUACUAUUGAAUAAUUUUAGUUGCAAAAAUAAUAUUUGAAAGAUUUAAAACAAAACGGAAAAUAAAAUCGAGAAAUUAAAAUAUUUUUCUGUUCCAUCAACUGAAAUAAUUGUGCUAAGAAUAAAAAGAUUGAUUUAGUUAAAUAGUGAUUAUAAAAAGUAAAACAUAAAUAAAUUGUUUCGUCGUAACAAAUAUCAGUUCUGCUUCUUUUUUUUUUUUUUUUUUGUUUCAUGAAAACAAAACAUUUCGCGCAUGUUAUUAAUCUACAAAAUGAAUACUCGCUACGUUUGUAAUUGCUUAAAAAAGAAAUAAAUUACAAAAAUUUUUUUUUAUAUAUUUAUCCUUGUGAAAUUUCUCGAAAAUUGAAUUUACAUAAUCGACAAUUUUUCAAGAAAUUUGGAAAGGAAAAAUCUUUAAAAAAAAUUUUUUUGAAUUUAUCAUAAAAGCGCAGGAGCAAUGUGUAUAAUAAAUGUAUCGGUGCAUAAAUUUUAUAUCUAUAUCUAUAAUACAAGUUAUUUACAAACAAAGAUGUAUUUAUAUAUAUUUUAGAAAGGGAAACAAUAAAUUUUUUUUUAAAUUCGUUUACAAUAUUUAUAAAAAACAAUCAAAAGUAUAGGAAAUUCUAGAAAAAAAAUUCUGAGAAAUAUGUUUUGUAAUAUUCAAAAUUUGACUAAAUUUUUACUCGGUAAGAAAAUUUUACUUAAAAUUAAAAAUGUAUUUUUUUAAAUUUAAUUUAAUAAAAAUUGUAUUUGAUCGCCAAUUGCUUGAAAUUUAUAAUUUUGAUUUUAAUUCUGGUAAAUAACAUUUUUCCUAGUAAUUCAAAAAAAAAUUUCUAUUAUAAAAUGAAAAUCGAAAAAGUUAUUCUAAUAAAAAAUUUCUCUCUUUUCAAUUCCAAUUACAAUUUUUGCAAUGAGAGAAAUAAUUAUCGGUAAGGCUUUUAAAAAUUGAUUUCUCAAAAACAUUUAAAUAAAUCUAAAAAUGUCAAUUAAAAUUUUUUAAUUUUUCUCUUAAAUAAUUUAUAAUUACUUUUUUGUACAAUUUAUAGUACUGUACAGAUGGAAAUUAAUUUUUUUUAUGAGAAAAUUCUCAUAUAUUAACUAUUAUGCGAUAAAUUAUGGGAAAAAAGAAAUAAAAUUAAAAUAUCUCAAUUUUAAGAUUCUUCGUGGAAAAAAUUUACUAACAUGUCUUGAGAAAAUAAAUCUCAAGGAAAGAAGUUUUGAGAAUCUAUAGAAAAAAGAGUAUUAAAAAAAUAGAUUUUGAAGAAUCUUAAAAUUUGUUUCUUUUUUUCAAGAAAAAAAAAAAGAGAAAAUUCUCUUCUUUUUUCUUUUUGUCUAUAUAAAUCUGUUCCAGACAGUAUACACAAUAUUAUUGUCCCUGUGAUAAAUAAGAUUUAAUUUUUUUUUUUUUUUUUAAUAUUUACAAAUACUCAUUGGAAAGAAAAACAUUAUAUUCUCGUUCCAGGGACUCAAUUAUGUAUCGUUAAAAGGAAUAAUAA